UAUAGCACUGUCAAACAGAAUAACAAUGAAGUUUGAUACGUUGGUAUUACUUGCUACCGCAUGUUUGAAAUUGGCUGAUUGCCAUAGAUUACACCUUAAUGAGUAUAAUGAAAAUGAAUUAAUUUAUGAUCUGAUGGAUAGUAACGAUAGAGUCCCCACCAAUUUAAAAGAAAUCUGGGGAGAUUAUUGGCCAUUUCAAGGUAUAAAUACUUUUGCACAUCUUGAACAUCAUGAAUGUUUAAUUGAUAAUGAAAAGACAUUUGAUGUAGCACUUAUUGGAGUACCAUUUGAUACUGCAACAUCUUAUCGACCUGGAGCUAGAUUUGGACCUCGAUCAAUUAGAGCUGCUUCACAACGUCAAACUAGUUUAAGAGGAUAUAAUCAACGAGCUAAUUUUAAUCCAUAUACAUCAUGGGCACAAGUGGUUGAUUGUGGUGAUAUACCUGUUACACCAAUGGAUAAUUCUUUAGCAUUUACUCAAAUGACUAAAGGAUUUGAAGAAUUAUUAUCCAAUCGUAAAUCAACUAAUAAUUCAAAAGUUCCACCUAGAUUUGUUGCCUUGGGAGGUGAUCAUUCUGUUUUAUUACCACAUUUAAGAGCAUUACAUAAAAUAUAUGGUAAACUUAAUAUUAUACAUUUCGAUGCCCAUUUAGAUACUUGGGCCCCUGAUAAGUAUCCUUCAUAUUGGCAUACUAAUCAAUCUGAAGUUAAUCAUGGAUCAAUGCUUUGGAAAGCUCAUCAUGAAGGUUUAACCAGUCACCAUAAUAUUCAUCUUGGAUUAAGAUCGAAACUAUCAAGUAUUGCUGAUUAUGAAGAUGAUGAUUCUCAACAUUUUGAACGUAUUGAAGCUGAUGAUAUUUGGAUAAAGGGUCCUCAAUAUGUUGUAGAUAAAAUAUUAAAUACUAUUCCAAAGGAUACACCUACAUAUAUUUCUGUUGAUGUUGAUGUAUUAGAUCCUGGGUUUACUAGUGGAACGGGUACACAAGAACCUGGUGGAUGGUUACCAAGAGAAUUACUUUAUAUAUUAAGACAAAUUGAAGAUUUAUCAAUUGUAGGAGGAGAUGUAGUUGAAGUAGCACCAGCUUAUGAUAUUGCUGAAAUUACUGCAACUAAUGGAGCUCAAGUAGCAUAUGAAUUAAUUACUAGUAUGGUUAAAAAGGGACCACUUGAUCCUCUGCUUGUUAUUGGAACAGAAGAGCAAGUAGAAUUAGUUAGUAUUAAAAGUAAAUCAGAAGCUACUAAACCUUCAAAUCUCGAUAAACUUGAAAAGGAGCUUCAAGAUAAGAUUAAAGAAUUAGAUAAACUUAAAGAUCAGCUUAAUAGUGAACUUCAACAGUUAAAGAAUAUGCAAUCUGUAUUUAAAUUACAGUAAUUUACAAAAGAGUCUUAAAUGAUUUAAUCCAUAUUAUGUUUAUUAAAUAGAAAUAAUAACAACAAUAAUAAUAAUAAUAAUAAAAUAAAUGAUAAUGAUUACGAAGGAAACAAAUAAUGUUCGAGCCUCUAAAAGGACUCAUUUGGUAUAUAAAAUUGUAGUUUUAAAU
Molecule: messenger RNA, 1541 nt
Organism: Scheffersomyces amazonensis
Lineage: Eukaryota; Fungi; Ascomycota; Pichiomycetes; Serinales; Debaryomycetaceae
Exons: 1
Coding region: 26-1372 (448 amino acids)
Molecular function (GO): metal ion binding; agmatinase activity
Source: RefSeq, a predicted model, not a curated record